Arabis nemorensis is the source of this 654-nucleotide messenger RNA. The record is from the annotation of a GenBank genome assembly. NCBI's taxonomy places the organism in Eukaryota, Viridiplantae, Streptophyta, Magnoliopsida, Brassicales, Brassicaceae.
AUGGCUGCGCACACACUCCUCGCCUUCUCAUCGCCUUCUCGCCUUCUCUUUUCUCCCAAUUCACUACUCUCUUCUUCUUCUUCCCGUCUCCGUUCCUCUUUCAGCGGCGUCUCUCUCAACCUUCACAGUCCCCAAUCGGUUUCCUUCUCCGCCAGAGCUCCGUCCAAAGCGUUGACGGUGGUUUCCGCCGCGAAGAAGGCUGUUGCGGUGCUCAAGGGUUCCUCCGAUGUCGAAGGAGUUGUUACUUUGACCCAAGACGACGGAGGAGGACCCACUACUKUCAAUGUUUGCAUCACCGGGCUCGCUCCAGGGCCUCAUGGAUUUCACCUCCAUGAGUUUGGUGACACAACAAAUGGAUGCAUCUCAACAGGACCACAUUUCAACCCUAACAACAUGACACACGGAGCUCCUCAAGACGAGAUCCGUCAUGCGGGUGACCUGGGAAACAUAAUUGCCAAUGCCGAUGGCGUGGCAGAAACAACUAUUGUGGACAAUCAGAUUCCUCUGACUGGUCCUAAUUCUGUAAUUGGAAGAGCCUUUGUGGUUCACGAGCUUAAGGAUGACCUUGGAAAAGGCGGGCAUGAGCUUAGUCUGUCCACAGGAAAUGCAGGCGGGAGAUUGGCAUGCGGUGUGGUUGGCUUGACACCGCUCUAA